Molecule: messenger RNA, 1267 nt
Organism: Ailuropoda melanoleuca (giant panda)
Lineage: Eukaryota; Metazoa; Chordata; Mammalia; Carnivora; Ursidae
Gene: TMEM171
Product: transmembrane protein 171
Exons: 4
Coding region: 206-1183 (325 amino acids)
Source: RefSeq, a predicted model, not a curated record
GGGCCGCCACAGGGAGGCCGCGCCCAGCCGGGUGCCCACGGCCAGCGCCAGCCCGCGGAGCGCGGACCCCGAGGCGGCGCCAAGCUCCCGGGACGCGCCCAGGCGCAGGCAGCGCGCACGCAGGACGAAGGCUCAGAGCUGUUGGAACCACUGGAGGGAAGGAAAUCCAUCCUGCCCGAUUCUGGGGAAGGGGCCUCUUCUGGCCAUGUCUCCUGUAGCUGCUGCUGAGCCAGACGGGGUCCAGCGGGACAGGCGUGUCAGCAAGCUCAUUUUCUUCCUUUUUGUCUUUGGUGCCAUCCUGUUGUGUGUGGGAGUCCUGCUCUCCAUCUUUGGGUUCCAGGCAUGCCAGUACAAAAUCUUCCCAGACUGCAGCAUGGUGCUGAAGGUCGCGGGGCCCGCCUGUGCCGCAGUGGGGCUCGGGGCUGUGAUCCUGGCCCGCUCUCGGGCGCGACUUCAGCUCCGAGAGGGGCGCCUGCGGGGCAGUCAGGCGGACCCUGACCGAGCCUUCAUCUGUGGAGAGAGCCGCCAGUUUGCCCAGUGUCUGAUCUUCGGGUUUCUGUUCUUGACGAGUGGCAUGCUCAUCAGCAUACUGGGCAUUUGGGUUCCUGGAUGCGGCUCAGACUGGGCGCAGGAACCACUGAAUGAGACAGACACGGCCGACGUGGAGCCCCAGAUCUGUGGAUUCCUGUCCCUGCAGAUCAUGGGGCCCUUGAUUGUGCUCAUGGGACUGUGUUUCUUUGUGGUUGCCCAUGUUAAGAGAAACAACUUGAAUGAGGGCCAGGAUGCCUCCGAAAGCGAAGACAGACAGAUGCAGAGCACGGAGCCCGUCCAGGUCACUGUAGGUGAUGCCGUGAUCAUAUUCCCACCCCCGCCACCACCCUACUUUCCCGAGUCUUCAGCUUCCACGGUGGCUCCGAGUCCUGGGGCUAAUGGUUUGCUUCCAAAUGAAAACCCACCUUCGUAUGACAGUAUUUUUAACUAUGGUAGGACCCCAACUCCUGAGGACCAAGGCGCAGCCUCCGAGAGAGAUCGUGAAUCUAUAUAUACCAUUUCUGGGACUGCUUUGUCCUCUGAGAUCUCAAUCACUCCACAUCUCUCCUCUGAACUGCCUCCCAGAUAUGAAGAAAAAGAAAUGGCGGCAACCAUAACCUCGUCUCCAUCUUCUGAGCCUUCCCCACCGUGAACUGUGGACUCCAGUUCCAUUUUAUAUAAAUUGAUCACUAUUUUAUUUAAUUUGUUUUUUUUAAUAAAAAAUACAAUGGCAUCA